Molecule: messenger RNA, 1734 nt
Organism: Magnolia sinica
Lineage: Eukaryota; Viridiplantae; Streptophyta; Magnoliopsida; Magnoliales; Magnoliaceae
Product: cell division cycle 20.2, cofactor of APC complex-like
Exons: 6
Coding region: 281-1681 (466 amino acids)
Biological process (GO): anaphase-promoting complex-dependent catabolic process; positive regulation of anaphase-promoting complex-dependent catabolic process; positive regulation of ubiquitin protein ligase activity
Cellular component (GO): anaphase-promoting complex
Molecular function (GO): anaphase-promoting complex binding; ubiquitin ligase activator activity; protein binding
Source: RefSeq, a predicted model, not a curated record
UCUCAUUCUACAAACGGCUUACAACUAAAACGAAAGAAAAAGCUCUUUUCUUUCCCUUAGAGCGAUCUGCGAAAUCUGAUAGUCUCCCUCUCUCUCUCUUUCGGCAAUCUGAAAGGCUCCCUCUCUCUUUCUCUUUCGGCAAUCUGAAAGGCUUUCUUAAUCAUCUUUGUUUUUGUUUUCGUGCGAUUGUGGUCUUGUUUUAUUGGACUAAUUCUUUGUUUUGCAGGGAUUUUCUUCCUCUUUAUUUCUUUCGUUUCUUUUUUCUGUCUGUGCUAAUAUCAUGGAUGCAGAAUCUUUCUCUUCUUCUAUCUCUUCUAGCAGCAAGACACAAUCUCGCCGCCCUCUUCAAGAACAUGCCAUCCCGAGACACCAGCUCCCCCGACAAAAUAGCGACAGAUACAUCGCAGAUAGAUUCAUCCCAGUCAGAUCUGCAAUGGAUUUCGACAUGGCCCAUUAUUUUUUGACAGAAUCGAAGAAAGAAAAGGAGAACGCAGCUGCAGCUUCUCCAUCGAAAGAGGCUUACAGAAAGCAUCUUGCAGAAACAUUGAUGAUGAAUAGAACCAGGAUCCUUGCUUUCAAGAGCAAACCUCCGGCACCUGUCGAUGGGAUCUUCCAAGAAUCAUGCUCCGAUAACGUUUCCACCCAUCAAUUAAAAUCCUCAAAACCUCGCAGAUACAUUCCUCAGUCUGCAGAGAGGACAUUAGAUGCGCCAGAGAUUGUGGAUGAUUAUUAUUUGAAUUUGCUGGAUUGGAGUAGCAGCAAUGUCCUUGCGAUCGCCCUCGGGAGCACUGUGUAUUUGUGGGAUGCUUCUGAUGGGUCUACUUCGGAGCUCGUGACCAUUGAUGAAGAGAAUGGCCCAGUUACAAGUGUGAGUUGGGCUCCUGAUGGACGGCAUAUUGCUGUUGGCUUGAACAGUUCCCUUGUCCAGCUGUGGGACUCAACAGCCAAUCGACAGCUGAGAACUCUGAAAGGCGGUCACCAAUCCCGAGUUGGGUCUCUCGCUUGGAACAAUCACAUCCUGACGACCGGAGGAAUGGAUGGCUUGAUAAUCAACAAUGAUGUAAGAAUAAGAUCCCACAUUGUUGAAACAUACAGAGGCCACCAACAAGAGGUGUGUGGGCUAAAAUGGUCAAGUUCGGGACAACAGUUAGCAAGCGGGGGGAACGACAAUCUCCUUUACAUAUGGGACCGAUCAAUCGCCUCUUCGAAUUCUCCAACCCAAUCGCUUCACAGAUUUGAAGAUCACAUGGCUGCAGUGAAGGCAUUGGCAUGGUGUCCUUUCCAAAGCAAUUUGCUGGCUUCUGGUGGAGGCGCCGGAGAUCGCUGUAUAAAAUUCUGGAACACCCACACGGGUGCUUGUUUGAAUUCAGUUGAUACGGGCUCACAAGUCUGUUCGUUGCUGUGGAGCAAGAGCGAAAGAGAGUUGUUGAGCUCUCAUGGAUUCACUCAAAAUCAACUCACCUUGUGGAAGUAUCCAUCAAUGGUCAAGGUUGCAGAGCUUACUGGCCAUACUUCUAGAGUUCUGUUCAUGGCCCAGAGCCCAGAUGGAUGCACGGUAGCAUCUGCAGCAGGAGAUGAGACUUUGAGGUUUUGGAAUGUAUUUGGGACGCCGGAAGUUGCUAAGCCGGUGGCAAAGUCAACGAAUACAGGGCCAUUCUCGAACAUAAACCUCAUCAGAUAAAGAGAUUGAGAGUGGACCGGCUCACAAUUUUCUGUGUGUGUGUGUGUGCUUGU